This is a messenger RNA of Peronospora belbahrii, 3255 nucleotides long. The record is from the annotation of a GenBank genome assembly. NCBI's taxonomy places the organism in Eukaryota, Oomycota, Peronosporomycetes, Peronosporales, Peronosporaceae.
AUGGACACACUGCGUCACUAUUUUGCACUCGUGGACGCUAGUUUUUGCUUUGUAUCGAAGCGUUGCACGGCCCCAACUGUUCACAGUGUAUUGCGUGUAGCUAAUAGCUUUAGUAGCUCACAGCUUACCCGUCAGAAUCUUGUCGAGUUAUCAGCUAUUGCCCCUGAGCUUUUAAUUCUAAGAAGCGUUCCUUCCACACAUCAAGAUGAUGUCUACAGUCCGACGCGCUUAAGUAACGAAAACGUUGAAGUGGUGACAUUUCCAUUAGUGCCACAGACGAGUCAACGUGCAAGUUUGAAACGAAAGAAAAUGUUUGAAGUAGCACUAAUGACUAUCAAGGAAAAAGCAGAAAAGGAUCAAAUAAUGUUCCAGGAACGAAUAGCAUGUCGAGAUACUUUUCGUACAGGACCUGUUGAUACUCGAAAAAGUUCACCUUUUGAGCCAUGGAAACCGUCAAAUGCGUGGAGAUCGUCAGUAUUGACGAUAUUGGAGCAAAUGAAGUUGUAUACAAAUCAAAUUGUUCACGUAGAGCGACGAAAGUUACGUGAAGCGCAGUAUCGUGAUCUUGAGCCAUUGCAAUUGUCUUCACGGGUAUGUGAGGCUUUGGACAAAUGUUACAAGAUUACACAGUUGUAUUCCCAUCAAUUUGAAGCAAUUGAAGCCAUUCGUCGUGAAGAAAAUGUCGUCUUGUCGACAGCAACUGCAAGUGGAAAAUCACUUGCGUAUAAUGUUCCAAUGCUUGAUAUGCUGCUCAAAGAUCCCGAUGCUACUUUCAUGUAUCUCUUUCCAACUAAAGCAUUGGCACAGGAUCAGCUCAAGUCAUUGAGACGAUUAUUAGAUGCAGCAGAUCUGCGUCGUCAUCUAGGAGCGACAUUUGUAAGAAUUGUGGAUGGUGACACGCCCAUGAAAAGCCGGUCAAUGGUUGUACGAGAAACUCGGGUAUUCUUGAUUAAUCCAGAUAUACUUCACUUAACAAUUCUUCCAAGACAUCGACAAUGGAAGCAGGUGCUUUCAAAACUCAGAUUGCUCGUCGUUGAUGAGGCACACAUGUACCGUGGUGUAUUUGGGUCGCAUGUUGCGUGUGUGUUCCGCCGACUCUUUCGCCUAUGCGCGCUUUACGGCUCAAAUCCGCAGGUGGUCUGCUGCUCGGCUACUAUCCAGAAUCCAGAGGCACAUUUCCGACAGUUAGUACCACAGCUUCCGUCUCAAGCUGUUCAUUCAUCAUUGAUUCCUGUCGAUGGCAGUACCCAAAAACAUUUGGAUAAAGAUGCUGGACCACCUAAUCUACAUUUUUUUCGCCAACGACCGCUGAAAGUAAUUGCAAAAGACGGGGCUCCAUCCGUGGAGAAGCUUUUCUGUAUCUGGAACCCAAAGGUGUCUAGGACAAAAACGUUUGAUGAUGAUCAGAUAGACAUGACUGUGCGCAGUAGACCUGAUUUCUCGCAAUUUACCAAUUUACCAAAAGAUCUCCCAUCCGUCGCGACUAAACGAAAGCGCAAGCGUACAACGGGAAUACCAAGUAAUGCAGCACCAGACGACAACACCCAUAAGCUAGAUGCCAAUGUGAGCACAAGUGCAAUUUUCCAAGGCGCUCAAAUCCUUGCUCGUUUAGUCGAAGCAGAAAUCGCAACGCUUCUCUUUUGUCGUGGCAGGAAGCUUACUGAGCUAGUUCUCAUGAAUGUUCAUUCGAUUCUAAAGGCCAACCCUAAGACCCAAAAUUUGCUUCGUCGGGUCAGCUCCUAUCGUGGUGGGUAUACACUGGAAUCUAGGCGAAGAAUCGAGCAGCGACUGUUUAAUGGAGACUUGCUCGGUGUGGUAGCAACGAACGCAUUGGAGCUAGGUAUUGACAUCGGUGAGUUGGACUGCACCAUACAUCUUGGACUCCCAUCGAGCAUCGCGUCUUUGUGGCAGCAAGCCGGUCGUGCAGGCCGUCGACAACAGCAAUCGAAACAAAAACAAUCUGUUGCAAUUAUUGUGUGCUUUGAUGCACCGCUGGAUCAGCAUUUCGCACAACAGCGACACGCCAUGGAACUUUUCAAGCUUGAGCCAGAGGCUGUAACUUUGAACCCGCUGAAUCACCGCGUCCUCGGACAGCAUUUAUUGUGUGCUGCUCGUGAAUUAGCACUGUAUUCUUGUCAGUCUGGAACAGCAUACAUCGAUUCAUACAUGUUUGGGAGCCUCGCUGGCAACGAAGGUGACGAACGUGACAAUUGUGGACAAGUGCUGGUGUCCGAAGUAGACGGAAUACUUCAGUCACUUGUGAAGGAGAACAAAUUGAUGAAGUGUUUUGAGUCAGGUGGACAUGUUAAUUAUCGCAUUCAUUCGUGCAUGCCGAAAAAGUUUCGUGCAGUGAGUCUGCGCAGCAUCUGCGAUGAAAAUUACGAGGUGGUGGUGGUUCCGAGUUAUAGCGCUGACAAUGAUGGAGCUGAUGGUGAGGUACUGGAUGAAAUCCCAGGAGACAAAGCUUUCUUCCAAGUUUACCCCACUGCGGUAUAUCUACACCAGGCACAAGAGUACGUGAUCACCCGACUGGACCAUAUCCAGCGCAUAGCAUUUGCAAGAAAAUGUCAGCAGCCGCUCACGUACUUCACGUGUUGUCGUGAUUUCACUGAUCUUGAGAUUGUCCGUGUGCGAAGCACCACGCGGAUCGAGCGUGACUAUGAGAAACCGAAAAGCGAAUCUGUACUAGUUUGUGUUGGUACUGUGUCCAUCCUAACUCGAGUGUUUGGAUCGACGAUGGUAGAAAAGCGCACAAUGCGAGUUCUAGCGACCAACGAGUUUUCUCUACCCCCCAUGCAAUCAUUUGGAGAGGCUGUGUGGCUCGAAUUUCCAGCUGCACUUCGACAACAGGUCGAAACGAUGGACGGAGCGUUAUGGACUGCAGCACUGCAUGGAGUCGGUCAUCUUUUUAUAGCGCUGGUUCGUCUGUUUAUACUUUGUGACGCAGAAGAUAUCGGCACGGAGCAUGUGAACGAAUUCGAGCAGCGUGUCAAACCAAAUCGCGUGACGAUUUUCGAGAGACGUGAAGGAGGAAGUGGACUAGUUGGUGAAAUUGUGAAAGUAUUUCCAAAGCUGAUUGAAAAGGCCUGGACGAUUGUCAGUGAAUGUUCAUGCAAAGAAGGCUGUCCAGCUUGUAUUCAGUCAAUUGAAUGUUCCGAGUAUAACCAUGUAUUGGAUAAACAUGGAAGUCUCCAGGUGCUCGAGUAUUUAUACAAUAACGUUAUUGGUCAUGGUGUUUCUAUGACAGAAUCCUAA